UUAACUUGGCUCAACCUUCAACUUACCAAGAUCUGGCCAUACGUGAAUGAGGCUGCCUCUGAGCUGAUAAGGACUAAUGUCGAACCAGUCCUUGAACAAUAUAGGCCGGUCUUCUUGGCUUCUCUUAAAUUUUCCAAGUUGACUCUUGGAACUGUCGCUCCACAGUUUACAGGAGUUUCAAUUAUCGAAGAUGGAAGCGAGGGAAUCACAAUGGAGUUGGAGUUGAAGUGGGAUGCAAAUCCAAAUAUUGUACUAGAUAUCAAGACUAGACUUGGUGUGGGACUUCCGGUGCAGAUAAAAAAUAUUGAGUUCACAGGUGUCUUCAGGCUCAUGUUCAGACCACUUGUUGAGGAGUUUCCUUGUUUUGGAGCUGUUUGUUAUUCUUUGAGAGAUAAGAAAAAUUUGGAUUUGACACUUAAAAUUGUUGGGGGAGAGAUACCUGGUGUACGUGAAGCCAUUCUGGAGACAAUUGAAAAUGCUUUUGAAGAUACAUUACAUUGGCCAGCUCGAAAAAUUAUUCCCAUUUUACCUGGGGAUUACAGUGACUUAGAGUUGAAGCCUGUUGGAAUAUUAGAAGUGAAGCUUGUGCAAGCCAAAGAACUAACAAAUAAAGACAUCAUUGGAAAAUCCGAUCCUUUUGCAAAAGUCUACAUACGCCCAUUGCAAGACAGAAUACAAACCAGCAAAGUCAUUAACAAUGAAUUGAAUCCUAUUUGGAACGAACACUUUGAAUUUGUAGUUGAAGAUCCAUCUACUCAGCAAUUGUUUGUUAAAGUUUAUGAUGAUGAAGGGGUUCAGGCAUCUGAACUCAUUGGUUGUGCUCAAGUGCCGCUGAAGGAUCUUGAGCCUGGUAAAGUGAAGGAUUUGUGGUUGAAAUUGGUCAAAGAUUUGGAGGUCCAGAGAGACACUAAAUAUAGGGGUCAGGUGCAUGUGGAGCUUCUAUAUUGUCCUUUUGGCAUGGAAAAUGGCUUUGUUAAUCCUUUUGCCUCCAAUUACUCAAUGACCUCCUUAGAGAAGGUUCUUAAAGGUGGGGAUGGAACUGAGGUUGCUGAUGGUGGGACAGCAGCCACACGGAAGAAAAGGGAGAUGAUUGUGAGAGGAGUGCUUUCUGUGACGGUGAUAUCUGCCGAAGACUUGCCAAUCGUGGAUUUAAUGGGAAAGGCUGAUCCUUAUGUUGUACUCUACAUGAAGAAAACAGAAAACAAAAACAAAACUAGGGUUGUGAAUGACAGCCUCAAUCCAGUUUGGAAUCAAACAUUUGAUUUCGUUGUGGAGGAUGGUUUGCAUGAUAUGCUAAUUCUGGAAAUUUGGGACCAUGACACAUUUGGGAAGGAUUACAUGGGGAGAUGCAUUUUGACACUCACCAGGGUUAUACUAGAAGGGGAAUACAAGGACACCAUUCCUGUGGAUGGAACCAAAUCGGGAAAGCUGAGUUUACAUCUCAAGUGGAUGCCUCAACCAAUAUUCCGGGAUGCUUGAUGGAUGAAAAAGCUCAUACAGAUUUCUUUCACAUAGAAGAUCUUGCACCUUUUGACUUCCUGGCAUUUUUUCCUUCUUGAGCAAUGUUUAUAAGAAAUUCUCUUGAGCGCACAAUAUGUAUGAGAAAGUUUACUUGGGCAUUCACAUGUAAUAAAUCUAACUACAACCUUCAUGAUACUCCUUGAUAUUGAUCCGGUGGUAACAUCGUUUUGAAACUCUCAAGCUGAUAUUGUUAUACAUUAAGGAUGAGUCAACAACUUAGGAUCAGAGAAAGGGAAAAUUCGUACAAAGUUUGUUUAAUAGCACUUGGCUGGGGAGGAAACCUCUUGGAUUGGCAUCGGCCCCUUAUUAGUUGGUCGCCUUGUUCAGUUUUAUUCACCAUAGUUCUACUCUCUCAAAAUCUGUUUCUUGUCAACAAUAAUCCCAUCAGCUAACUUCAAGCGAGCUCAAUGCAACCUGCUUUACACAGCACAUUGAUCAUAUUAUCAUUAAAAGCUGUUUCUGGAAGAACAUCCAUUGGUGCUAGUUCAUCGGAUAUCUUGCAAGCCCACACAUCAUUGCCAGACAAGCUCCCUGUUGAGAGAGAGCUCUGAAAGAGCCCUCUUGUUAACAUCCUUGCCUUUUUUCGCUUUUUAGCAUUUAUUCAUUUUUAUAUAUAUGAGCUUGAUGAGUCCUUCAGUUGUGAAGUUUUCUUUCAAUGGUUGUAAUGGUUUUGUGUGGUUGGGAGAAUUCUUUGUAAACAGCGAGGUAAGAAGAAGAGAGAUGUAACCCUAUUCUUCAUUGUUAGUGAAGUUACUCUCAUCCUGUGGACGUAAACACAUUGCUGAACCAUGUAUAUCUGUGUUGUGGUUAUUUGAUUGUUCUUCCUUUGUUGCGUUGUCUUUUCCA
Molecule: messenger RNA, 2367 nt
Organism: Macadamia integrifolia
Lineage: Eukaryota; Viridiplantae; Streptophyta; Magnoliopsida; Proteales; Proteaceae
Product: synaptotagmin-5
Cellular component (GO): endoplasmic reticulum
Molecular function (GO): lipid binding
Source: RefSeq, a predicted model, not a curated record